This is a messenger RNA of Dovyalis caffra, 963 nucleotides long. Lineage: Eukaryota; Viridiplantae; Streptophyta; Magnoliopsida; Malpighiales; Salicaceae. The record is from the annotation of a GenBank genome assembly.
AUGGCUGGUGUUUUGUAUGAAAAGGGAAUGAUUCUUGACUUGGUUGAUUGGAAAUUAUCAUCCACUUACGUCCGGAAGCAGGCCCUCAUUGUUUUGCACUUAGCAAUUAAGUGUGUUAAUCAGUCUACUACUCUCAAGCCUAAAAUGUCUGAAGUCGUCAGUGUACCUAUAGAUGAGAAAAGCAUUCAACACGUCUCCUACUCUCAGGCUGGUGUGGAUUCAAAUACUAAAAGCAUGGGUUUUGAUGAGAAAGACAAAGAGGAAGUUUCAGAGACAGCAGCAACAACAAAAACACGUACAAAUGAAGAAGAAGUUGAUGAGCCUAAAAGUGGUGGGAUUAGUAGAAAGAUGAGUGAGAAUUCUCUUUAUGCAACUGAUCAAGAAGAAGAGGAUGAUGAUGAAACUCAUGAAAGGAAGAUUGAGCUGGGUCCUCAAUACACGCUUAAAGAACAACUUGAAAAAGAUAAGGAUGAUGAAAGCUUGAGGAGGUGGAAGGAACAGCUUCUUGGGGCUGUGGAUAUUGAGGCUGUUGGAGAGACUCUAGAACCUGAAGUUAAAAUCCUGAGCCUUGAAAUCAAAUCCCCUGGUAGACCUGAUAUUGUUCUUUCAGUUCCUGAGAAUGGGAAGCCUAAAGGCUCAUGGUUCACCUUAAAAGAAGGUAGCCGCUAUAGUCUGCAGUUCACUUUCGAGGUUAAGAACAACAUUGUUUCCGGCCUCAAAUAUACUAACGCAGUUUGGAAAACUGGCGUCAAGGUUGAUAGCUCUAAAGAGAUGAUCGGAACCUUUAGUCCUCAGCCAGAACCUUAUACUCAUGAAAUGCCUGAAGAAACUACUCCAUCUGGUAUGUUUGCUAGAGGAUCAUAUUCGGCUAAAACUAAAUUCGUUGAUGACGAUAACAAGUGCUACUUGGAGAUCAACUACACCUUUGACAUCCGUAGGGACUGGCUGCCAAUCAAAAACUGA